Molecule: messenger RNA, 7762 nt
Organism: Lepisosteus oculatus (spotted gar)
Lineage: Eukaryota; Metazoa; Chordata; Actinopteri; Semionotiformes; Lepisosteidae
Gene: tns1b
Product: tensin 1b
Biological process (GO): fibroblast migration
Cellular component (GO): focal adhesion
Molecular function (GO): protein binding
Source: RefSeq, a predicted model, not a curated record
GAAACCCUUUUACUCGACUCUUAUCCUGCUUCUUCCUGAACAGCGGUGAAAGAAGCCAAAUACGAAAUAAUGCUGUGAUACUGUAAAUUAGUGCCAAAAAGAAACAAAAAAGCAGCGCUCUUGAUCGCGAUAAUGGUCUACAGAUUAGGGGUAUAAAAUUAAAUAGAACACGGCAAUAUAUCCAUUUAACAUUUGCCUUAAUCAGAAAGUUUUUAAAGUCAUUUUAAAGUCAUCAUUGUGACAACCUGUACCUUAUGAAUGAGACUCUAAGAACAUUUAGAAAUUUUCUAAACAUAAACGAAGAAGGAAAACUGGAUAUCUCCGAUUAGGUAUAUUUUAAUUUUUUGAAUGGGUCAAUAGUGCGGGGGUCGGAAUCUGCCUGGAUGGGAUGUACAGUGAGUUUCAUCUGCUGUGAAGACGACCUCUUACAGAUGCCUUUCGAUCAACAUGAAAAGAAAAAGAAAGAAGAAACGCGGCUCUUGGUAAAGCCAGAGGAAUUUGAAGCAGUCCAUUCCCAUACGUUCCGAGUGAAGACCUUCAAAAAGGGAAAACACUGUGGGGUGUGUAAGCAGACUGUCAACAAGGAAGGGCUCAUCUGUCGAGUGUGCCGGUUAUCAUGCCACAAGAAAUGUGAGGUGAAGGUUUCUACAUCCUGUGUCCCUGCUGCUAAUUAUGAGUUGCCUCCAAGUAAUGACAUCGCAUUGAAGCAUGUAGACACAACGGGUUCAUCUAAAUCCUCCAAGAGUAUGGAGUCCCGCCGAAGACCUUCUCGGAGCCUGAGUCUGAUCCAAGCCAUGGAUGAGAGUUAUGAUGUGGAUCUUGUCUACAUCACAGAGCGUAUCAUCUCCGUGUCCUUUCCCAGUAAUGCUGAGGAGCAGAGCUACCGCAACAAUCUGAAGGAGGUGGCAACAAUGCUGAGGUCCAAACAUGGAGACAACUAUUUGCUCUUUAACCUCAGUGAAAGAAGGUAUGACAUUGCCAAGCUAAAUCCAAAGGUUCUGGAUUUUGGUUGGCCAGACCACCACGCUCCUGCACUUGACAAGAUCUGCAGCAUCUGUAAGGCCAUGGACACUUGGCUGAACACUGACCCUCACAAUGUGGUGGUGCUUCACAACAAGGGCAAUCGUGGGAGGACUGGGGUAGUAGUGGCAGCUUACAUGCAUUACAGCAAUAUUUCAGCCAGUGCAGAUCAAGCCCUGGACAGAUUUGCCAUGAAGAGGUUUUAUGAAGAUAAAGUGCUUCCUGUGGGCCAACCCUCCCAGAAGAGAUAUGUGCAGUACUUCAGUGGCUUGCUGUCUGGGACUAUCAAAAUAAACAAUAAGCCAUUAUUUUUACACCAUGUCAUCAUGCAUGGAAUCCCAAACUUUGAAUCCAAAGGAGGUUGCCGCCCUUUCCUCAAGAUUUACCAGGCGAUGCAGCCAGUGUACACAUCUGGGAUCUACAAUGUCCAGGGAGAUAGUCAAACCAGCAUCUGCAUCACAAUUGAGCCUGGGUUACUUCUGAAAGGGGACAUUCUGCUAAAGUGUUACCACAAGAGGUUCCGAAGCCCCACCAGAGAUGUCAUAUUCCGAGUGCAGUUCCACACCUGUGCAGUCCAUGACCUAGGGAUUGUCUUUGGCAAGGAUGAGCUGGAUGAAACUUUUAAAGAUGACCGAUUCCCAGAGUAUGGUAAAGUGGAGUUUGUCUUCUCAUUUGGGCCAGAAAAAAUUCAAGGAAUGGAUCACCUGGAGAAUGGCCCAAGUGUCUCAGUGGAUUAUAACACACAGGAUCCUCUCAUCCGUUGGGAUUCCUAUGAGAACUUUAACCAGAGAUGUGAGGACACUAUGGAGGAUGUUGUUCACACACAAGGUCCUCUAGACGGCAGUCUCUACGCCAAGGUUCGUAAGAAGGAGUCCAUUGAAGGAACAGUUACUGCCAACGGCCUUCCAGCAGUUGAUCACGCGCUCUCUGUCAGUAGUGACUCGGGUAACUCCACUGCCUCUAUCAAGACUGACCGGACCGAUGACCCUGGGCAUCAGGCAGCAACAGUCACUCAACCGCUAAGCCCUGAGGAAAAGAAAGAGCUUGAUCAGCUCCUGAGUGGCUUAGAGGCACCAAUGAAUCAACAGAGUUUCCUGGGCGCUUUGGCUGGAGGGGGAGGAGGAGGUGGUGUGCGUCAUCUAGUACCAGCCCAAAUCCAUGUUAAUGGGAACAAUAGUGCAGAGAGGGAAACUGACAUUCUUGAUGAUGAGAUUCCUAACAGUCAGGAGGCAAACAGUGUGGACAGCUUAGGGACGCUGUCAUCCUUUGAGGGCAGAGCAACACCUGCAGAGCUCUAUUACCCAAUCGAAACAGUGAUCAAUGGGCAGGAUGGCCCUUACCCAGAGAAAAUCACCCUGGAAAAAUCAGUGGGGAUGCCAGUCCAGGGGGUCCGGAGCUCUGCCUCAGCUCAGGACCAUAUCAUGGAUUCAAACCUAGGCUCACCGCAGGGCAGCUAUAUUAACCAAAAUGGCAACAUUUACCGGUCACAGUCCUUUGGUGCACCUGGUGUUCCCAGUUUGGAAACUGUCCCUAAGCUGAUGCCCAGGGCCCCUGCCAGAAGUACCAGCAGUAGAGAGGCAGUACAGAGGGGGCUGAAUGCUUGGCAGUUGCAUGGUCUUCCUGAAGAAGUGUCCCUUGAUGGUGGUCACUCGAAUCCCAGCUUGCAGACUCACAGCCUGCCUGAGUUUCCCCACACAGCUUCCCAGCAGGAAAUUGAGCAGUCGAUUGAGGCUCUGAACAUGCUCAUGUUGGACCUGGACCCUGCCUUGACACAUCUUCCCAAGUCCUACAGCGCUCCACUUUCUACAGUCCAGGUAUUCCCAGGAGACAGCAGUGUGGUAACCACUCAGCCUUCUUUCUCUCAGUUACCAGCCUAUCAAGCAGACACUUCAGUGCCACAUUAUAUCAAUGAACCUUCUGCCAGCUAUGGUCAGGGUCAACAAAGGCCCAUCCCUACUGUCCAUCCUACAACAGCUGCUGCCCAGAAUUAUUCAACAGAGCAAUCUGCUGCUUUCAGUCCACAGAAGCCUGCAAAUACAUAUUCGCCAAGCUCUGCAGUUUCAUCUGAACCAUACAAUGCACUCAGUUAUGGGCAACAGAAACCCAGCAACAUAGGUCCAGCAAGCACAGCAGCCCUGCCCUAUUCAACAGAAUCAUCUACAGCUGCAUUUGGCCAGCUCCAGUUGAGGCCCCUCAACACUUAUCCCACAAACACUGCAUCCUACUCUCCUGAGCUCCAGGAACAUGACUUCCAUGUCUCCUCACCAUAUGUGGGACUCCCUCGCAGCUACAGUGCAGCAGGGGGCAGUGCUUCCUCUUCCCCAUUGCCCCCCGUCACUUCCCAGUCUCCACCACCACCCAAAGAAGUAGAGCCUGAAAAGGAACAGUACAACUUAGAGGGACUGGUGGCUCACCGUGUGGCUGAAUACAACGCUCGCAUCAGGGGCAUCUGGCAAAGCAUGAACCCACCAAACACCUCCCAUCGCCUGCGGUCUUACUCCUUCUCUGGUGUCCGGUCCCAAGGAAUGUUGCCUGAUGAAUCGUCCGCCCCCACACGACGCAGAACAACCAGUGAAGGACAGUAUGAGAAUGGCCACGACGGAAGCUCUACCCACAGUACCAUGGUUCGGUCCCCCAUUCGAUGCGUCUCUCCCGAGGUGGUCAAUACUAUUGCUGCAAAUCCAGGGGGCCGACCAAAGGAGCCACAUAUGCACAGCUACAGAGAGGCAUUUGAAGAAAUAGAUGGCGCUCCACUAAGUCCCACAUCCAGCAGUGGUGGUGAGGUCCUUCCCCUGACCCCUGCUUUUCCUGUGUCGCCACAAACCCCUUACUACAACCUGUGCCGUUCCCCUCCUGGCCUAGCAAAAACUCCUCUGUCAGCCCUUGGAUUGAAGCCUCACAACCCAGCUGAGAUCCUUCUCCAACAGUCUGGAACUGAGCCUCGGAGUUAUGUUGAGUCAGUUGCUCGGACAGCUGCAGCUGGGGGAGGAGGCCAGCCAGGCUCCCCUGUACCACCCACUUAUGACAUGGAUAGCCGAGGGAGACACACAGCCCCCUCUCAUGCCUUCAGCUCGCCCCUAUCAACCAGCAGUCCCAUUCAAAGUGCUGAAGGAAGCUAUCCUUCUGCUGACAGCAGUAUCCGAAUGGGUACACCCCCCCAUGUGGCUGACUCGGGUUUCCGCUCCCAACCUUCAGAAAGCACAUACCGUGUCCCCACCCCUUCUUUCCCUGGCUCUGGCAGCAUGACAGGCAGCUAUGUGGGUCCUGAUUACAGUCCAUACCAACCUGAAGGUGCUCAGGUCAGUGUUGUGGGUGUCCACACAGUGCCCGGAAGCCCUCACACCCUCCACCGCACAGUGGCUACCAACACACCUCCAAGUCCAGCGCUGGCACGACGGAUGGUCAACCAAGGAAGUCCUGCCAUGGGGCGCCACAUAGUGGCAGCAAAUGGAAGUGAGCCAGGGACUCCCAGCAGCCCUGUACUGGGCAGGCAUCCAGCAGUUAGCCAAGUGACCCCCGGAAGUCCAAGUCUGGAGAGACAUGUGAUGUAUGGAUAUUCCAGUCCCGAUGAGAGACAUGGCACACUGUCAAGACAGAGCAGCUCCUCUGGUUACCACCCACCAUCGACACCCUCCUUCCCUGUCUCACCUGCUGGCUUCGCAGAAAGCCCAGGGCUCCGGCAAGGCAGCCCCGCCCCACAGCCUGUACUCCCAGAGAAGAGGCGAAUGUCCAGUGGCGAGCGCCCCAAUGGUGUUCUGUCUUAUGGCACACUGAAUGGAAAGAUGUCCUCGCCUGUGUCAAGUGGUGGCAGCACCCCAAGUGCAUCCUUCUCUCACACCUUGCCAGACUUCUCUAAGCUCACCAUGUGCGAUGCAAGUCCAGAGACAAGGGCCAAUGUGAAGUUUGUGCAGGAUACUUCAAAGUUCUGGUAUAAACCAGACAUUUCUCGGGAGCAAGCAAUCGGUUUGCUGAAGGACAGAGAGCCGGGGGCCUUUGUUAUACGAGACAGCCACUCAUUCAGGGGAGCCUACGGCCUUGCCAUGAAGGUAGCCUCUCCUCCUCCCACAGUGGUACAGCAAAAUAAAAAAGGUGACAUUACCAAUGAGCUUGUGCGACACUUUUUGAUAGAAACAAGUCCCAAAGGGGUAAAACUGAAGGGGUGUCCUAAUGAACCUUACUUUGGGUGUCUGUCUGCACUGGUGUAUCAGCACUCAAUUACUCCCCUGGCUCUUCCCUGCAAACUUGUUAUCCCAGCUAGAGAUCCUCAUGAUGAAACCCCAGAGGUAGCAACACCUACAAAUUCAGCCUCAGAUCUUCUGAAACAGGGUGCAGGGCAGAAGGUCCCUCCAGAAGCCCAUGCUUGCAAUGUCCUUUAUAUCAACUCAGUGGACAUGGAAUCCCUCACUGGCCCUCAAGCAAUUGCUAAAGCAAUUUCAGAAACUCUUGCAGCUAACCCACCGUACAACGCCACCAUUGUACAUUUUAAAGUAUCUGCACAAGGCAUCACCCUCACAGACAACCAGAGAAAGCUUUUCUUCCGGCGACACUAUCCAAUCAACACUGUCACAUUUUGUGAUUUGGAUCCACAGGAAAGAAAGUGGAGUAAAGCAGAUGGAGGCAGUGCAAAAUUUUUUGGAUUUGUGGCCCGGAAACAAGGAAGCACAACAGAUAAUGUCAGCCACCUGUUUGCUGAGAUGGACCCAGACCAACCUGCCACAGCUAUUGUCAACUUUGUCUCCAAGGUGAUGAUUGGCUCACAGAAACGAUGAGUUCCCAUCAGCCGUCAUUUUGUUUAUUGGGAGGAGCUUUUUUGUUUUGUUUUAUUUGUUACUUUUUGUUUUUUGGUUGGUGAUGUUUUUCUUGGAAGGACUUAGAGUUGAACCGAGAUGGAGACAGAGAAAGUGCAUCAAGGGGCAGUGGCAGGAAUGGUAAUGGUGGGAGAUAAUCUCUAUCUUUGUGCACAAAAGAGCAAAAAAGAGGAAAUGAUGUCGGUGAGCUUAAUUUAAGAGAAGGCAAAAGAAAAAAGCAAAGUUGAAUGAAAAAAGGGUUUACUGAAAUCUUACGGGCUUUGGAUUGAUUAACCAAAGAAUAGAAUGCAUUGAAAGUACAGUAAGUGAUUUUAAUUGAUGGUCCAUUUCAAACAAAGAACCUUUAAUAGCAUUUUUUAGAACAUGCCUGUUAAAAUGGAUGUAAUUCUAUCAGUGUAAAAGUGUUAAUUUUAAGUUUCUGAAUAUAGUUUGCACCCAUGUUAUCUUACAUAAUAAUACAUACCAUAAUAUAGUUUAGUCAAGGAAGUAUGCGUGAUAGCUUGGUGUAAGGUUCUUCAUAUACAUGUUGCAAACACUUCAUUCUAAGUCCCAGAAUAAAUUAUGUAGUGUUUGUUUUACAAUGUAUAUGGGUGCAAAUGUUCUUGAGAACAGAAAUGUUCUCUCCCAAAUACAGGAGAUAAUAUAUUUACAUCUGUGCACAUUGUAGUCCUAUAGUUGUUGUUUGUAGGUAUUAUUUCCCAAAGAUAAAAAAUAUCUAGUUCGAUUAGUCAAUCCUAGAGCACAAUAGAUUUCAGCACUUAUAGACGGAUUGCUUUUGCCUGUGAACUGUGGACACGGGACUCCUGAAUGUACUGCAUUUAGCUGUUGUCUUGUAUUAGGCUUUGCUUUGCUUUUUGUGAGAGGACAGUUCCUGAUUGAAAAAAAACACAAAUGGCUUAUUCUGGUUACACACACUGAGAUGCUCCAGCAUCUAGAAAUACACAAGGAGUUUUUUUUAACACUGGAGAGACCCAGAAAUUGACAGCUGGGUGAUUGCACUGUUCUGCAUGUAAAACUAAAACUGUAACCUUGCUGCCAAUUUUUUGAGCUAAGUGUAAGUUUCCCAGUUUUAAAUUAUCCUAAAAACAAUUGUCCUGUUCUAACCUUAUAUAUAUAUACUGACUGAGGACAUUGUUUAUGCAGUUAUGAAUGUUAAUGAAUGUAGCAGUCAAAAGAGGGGGAAAAUAUGUGUAAUAUUGUUUAUAAUAAUGCAUGAAUGCAAGCAUCGUUUCUUUCUGGUUUCAUUUUAGACAUAUUAUUCAAAACCAAUUUCAAAUAUUAAAAUGAUGAAAAGGUGUAGUCCUCUUAAAAUAGUUGAGUGCUAAUGUCUCCAAUAAUACUCCCAGCAGAGCUCCUUUACAAAUUCAGAUUACUGCUAUAUUUCAAUGUAUCUACUUCUCAGACUGAAGGCUGAUUUUUGCAGAACAAGCCAUUUUAUAGCCAAGGAUUACUGUCCUCUCAGCCACAAUCAGAUUUAUAGCUACGACAUCUAUAGAGAGAAAAUUUCCUAUCACUGCUCAACAGAUCGCUUUACUUUAAAUAUAUAUACAGUAUAUAUACAGUAUAUAUACACACACCAUACCGAAAAGUAAGCUAAUCAAAAUAUAUAUAAAAUACAAAAAGUUACUUUACUAAAAUAUUUAUUUUUUUGCUAUGUCGCUCUAUGUUAACUCAUAUAUAAAAUUCUUGUAUAGUCUACGUAAAGAUUACGUAAAGCAUUUAAAAUACUUUUUAUUUUGGCUAAGAUGUCAAAAUCGACAGAUUUUGAACAACAUUUAAGAAAUAUAUAAGAUGUAAAGUGUAUGUAUGUUAAAGCUUGUCACUAUAUGUUUUGAAUAUUUUUUCACUGCAUCAUUUUUCUUGCCUUGUGUUUUCUUAGUUGGAUCCAAAUAGGCAUGUAAGGGGUUAAAGAAAUAAAAUAUUUGAAAAAGUUA